AUGCGACUAUUUGUCAUCAUUCGAUCCAUUUUCUUCACGGUUCUUCUAGCCGCCAGUUGGAUGUUGGUGUUCAAUUCUCAACUUUGCAUUAAUUAUGUUCCACACCAAUUGGAAGAUUGCGAACAAGUUGUUGAAUCGAUUUCUAAAAUCAAUCAUGAUGAGUUGAAUGUUUCAGAAAAGAUAAACUCUAAUCGAGCCACCCGAUCAGGUGAUGAAAAAACAAACGAGUUUGGGAAUUCCUCUUUGCUCAACUCCACGAAUUCUGAUAAAAUGCAGUCGGGAAAUGUCACAAUGGUUGACAAAUGGCACAAUCUUCAUAAGAACGAUGAGAGUAUCACAAUCAAUGUGAAGUCAUGUUUUGAUUUUUCCGUUGGGGAUAUUAUAAGUGGUUCGAAGUUGGAAUACUCGAGUGUUUUAACUCCACUUCGACUUAUUCUUAUUCUUAUCGUCACUUCUUUCCUAGUUGCAAUUCUGGAUCUGAGUGCGAGAAUGAUUGUUCAUCCUCUUUCAAUGAUUCAAUGUGUCGGUCACAGUUUCAUCCAAUUCGUACUUUGGGGUACAAUUCUGGUGAAGAUAGAAAUGUAUAGAAGAGGAUGGAUUAUGAGUUGGUUGACAGCCAAUCAACCCUCAACAGAAAUUCCAAUGUAUCCAACGGAAUGGGCCACUUUCGAGUUGUUUGCAUUCUUCAUCAUGCUUCUUUCGAUUACCGAUUCUUUGUUCUUCAAACAUUUGUUGAAGAAAGUUAAACUUGUGAAAAGUGAAGGAGUCUAUAGAUGUAUUGAUCAGGAUAGUACUUGA
This is a messenger RNA of Caenorhabditis remanei, 798 nucleotides long. RefSeq lists its product as uncharacterized. The transcript has 4 exons. NCBI's taxonomy places the organism in Eukaryota, Metazoa, Nematoda, Chromadorea, Rhabditida, Rhabditidae. The record is from RefSeq and is a predicted model, not a curated record. Bases 1 to 798 code for a protein of 265 amino acids.